Molecule: messenger RNA, 1647 nt
Organism: Ochlerotatus camptorhynchus
Lineage: Eukaryota; Metazoa; Arthropoda; Insecta; Diptera; Culicidae
Product: protein FAM98A-like
Exons: 5
Coding region: 133-1632 (499 amino acids)
Cellular component (GO): tRNA-splicing ligase complex
Source: RefSeq, a predicted model, not a curated record
AAAUAUUGCUGAUUUUUUAUUAACAAUUAUAGAACAAUUCUUCAAGGUAACUUAAGCAAAACCGUACAAACGAGCGAUACUUCUUUCACCGGCAAUCAUAUCUGCCACAGCAGCAAGCUUUUCUCGGUGAGAAUGGAGGAGCAACUUUUGGAUGAGCUGAAAAACGUCGGCUACGACGGUCCCUUCCUGGAUCUAAACUACGCCGCAACUGCUAUGGCUGCCGGUGCGCAGAGUGGCGAGUUUCAAGACGUGGUGAUCUGGCUUACCGAUGAAAUCCGAGUACUCGGAAAGCUAGAUGAGAAAAUCUCGAAAAGUGAGGACGCCAGUGCAUUUGUGCUGGAGCUGUCAGGAUUCUUGAAGGAACUGACUUGUCCUUAUGCGAAUCUCACCUCGGGUCACGUAUCCGACAGGUUGCAAACAUACGACUCGAAAGUAAUCCUGCUGGAGUAUCUAAUGAACGAGCUGAUGGCAUUUAAAAUGAUUGAAUCGUUCAAGCCAAAGGAGAAAACGAACGUUAUUACGCUGUUCGAAUCACCAACAGCUUCCGCACUGAAGGAUAUAUCCAUUACGUUGGGUUUGGGAAAGCCACCGAACAACAUUCCGGCGAAGGCCCUGUUUGAGAAGAUCAACGUACGUUUGGAUGAGACCAUAAAAAUGGCCGGUGAAAAACGGCUUAGCUGUCCACUGUUUUCACCGGGUAAGAAACUGACGAUGGAGCAAUGGAACAAACUGGACAAGCUACACAAAGAUCUAGAUGCGGAGUACGAUCUCAGACGAAAGAUGUUGCUCACUCGAUUAGACGUAACGAUUCAGAGUUUUAAGUGGUCCACCCGAGUGAAGGGCAAGGACGGGCAGAUGAACGAACGCUAUGCGGAGAAGCGAAAGGUACUGGAUUCUUUGCAAACCGGUGGAAAAGAUACGGAUUUAGCUGCAUUGCUGGGGGCUCGAGAAACCAUGGCCAUUAUAGAGAAAACGAGCAGUGCCAGCGUUCGGAGGAACACCAAAAGCAAGAUUCAGCGACACAUUAUCGGGCGGGUUCCAGAUCGAGGUGGACGAGCUUAUGAGCAUAACCCUCCACCGCUGGAGAUGCCAUCUUGGCAAACCCAACGUAGCACCGGAGGACCCGGUGGUGGUGGGCAACGCGGAGGAUUUGGCGGCGGAAGGGUAAGUGAUGGUGGUCACCAGAACCGCGGAGGUGGUGGAGGAGGCUACCAGCAGCAGGGAGGUCAUCAACAGGGUUAUAACCAAGGGGGAGGAGGAGGAGGUGGAUACAGUCAAGGAAAUCAGGGCGGUUUCAACCAGGGAGGCGGUGGCGGUUACCAUCAAAAUCGUGGAGGAGGCGGUGGGAGUCGCGUUCAAGGAGGAUGGUCUCAGCCCCAAAAAGAUUUCAAUCAAAGCUACAGCAGCAAUACUAGCACUAGCGGUUACAGUUCUGGAUCGGGUCGAGGUUAUUCGAACAGCGACCAAUACAGUAACAGUUCCGGUGGUUCGAGUUUCCGUGGCAGCGGAGGGGGUGGAUAUGGAGAUCAACACAACAGAGGUGGUGGCAAUGGUGGAUACGACAAUGAUUAUAACCGUGGGGGUGGCGGCGGUGGUGGUCGAUCAAACUACAACCGAGGGGGACGGCGUUGAGCAGCUUGGCUUAUG